GCAUUGUAGUCUGUGAUAUUCAAUUCAUUAGAUUUAAAUCUAGGUAAAGAUUUUUCAUACACAGUCAGAUUUUUAUGUGUUCGUGCGGAAACUACAGAUGAGAUUUGCGUUUCGUCGCCCUGAAAGAGGGUGUGUGCACAUAUCGUCUGCUGCGGCGGGCAGGUCGAAGAGGGGACCUGAGUGACCCGAUUGAGAGCCAUGCAUCGCUUGUGGCCCACCCUGUACCAUACCGCACAGCGGCAGUAUAGAUGCUUCCCAGUAUGUCAGCAGAUAUCAUGCCUCAUGUCAAGCAAAGCAGGAGACCCUCCAAAGCCACCUGACCAUCUGUCACAACAUACACCAACACAACAUGACACAAAUGGAGAAGAUACGGUUUCCACUAAGUUUGUGCCCUCAAGUCGACCAAACACAAUCUCUUCCCUCCCCCAGUUGGAAGACUGGGUCUUCCGUUUGCUAUGUAAUCCACAGGGUCAUGUUCCCAUCUCAGAGUUCCACAAGGCCUUGCGAGAAGUCGGCCUUUGGGAAAACGACCCCCGCUUAAGAGAAACCAUGGCCAACCUGCGCAAGCUACAAGAAUCCCACAGCUCGUUUCUCGAUCGCGAAAGCUUCAGCAAGUGCAUAACGGAGAAUAUCGUAAUUAUCGGGCGGGCCUUCCAGUCCAAGUUUGUUAUACCAAAGUUUAGUGAAUUUUCCAGCUAUGUUGACAAAAUGUACUGGUCGAGUGUCUCGCGUAAAGGAGGCAAAGUAGCGGAUUAUAUUCCGCAGCUGGCACGUUUCAGUCCUGACCUGUGGGGCGUGGCGCUGUGUACGGUUGACGGCCAGCGACAUUCAAUAGGAGACAGCGACAAACCCUUCUGCUUGCAGUCUUGUGUCAAGCCCCUGGUGUACGCAACAGCGGUCAGCGAGCUUGGCGCCGAAACUGUCCACGGAUAUGUCGGAACUGAACCCAGCGGGAGGCCUUUCAAUGAGAUUGCCUUGAACAAAUACAAUCAGCCCUUCAACCCAAUGAUCAACUCGGGCGCCAUCCUGCUGUGUUCUCUCAUCAAACCUGAGGAUCAUCAAGCAGACAGAUUCGACCACAUCCUGAAGGUACUGAAAGCAGCUGCAGGCGACGACUUUGUAGGCUUUAGCAACACCACUUUUCUGUCAGAGAAAGCCACGGGCUAUCGUAACUUUGCCUUAGCUUACUACUUAAAGGAGAACAAGUGCUUCCCACCAAAGACAGAUCUCAUGGAAGCUCUCGAUCUAUACUUCCAACACUGCUCGGUCGACAUAACAUGCGAGUCCGGUGCAAUCAUAGCGGCUACACUAGCAAACGGUGGUGUUUGCCCACUAACGGGAGAGCUGGUGUUCCAUCCGGACGCGGUUCAGCACACGCUGUCGCUCAUGCACUCGUGUGGAAUGUACGACUACUCAGGACAGUUUGCGUUCCAAGUCGGCCUCCCCGCGAAGUCUGGAGUUAGCGGUGGCAUCAUGUUGGUGGUGCCCAGUGUGAUGGGUAUCAUGGUUUGGAGCCCACCCCUAGAUAGCACAGGUAACAGUGUUCGAGGUCUGCACUUCUGCAAGGAACUGGUCUCCACCUUCAACUUUCACCACUACGACAACCUCAAGUACAAGUCCAAGAAACUGGAUCCGAGACGGCACAGGGAUGAAAGUCGCAGUCAGCAAAUCAUCGACAUCCUGUUUGCCGCGUACAACGGUGACGUGACCGCCCUGCGCCGCUGCGUGAUGCUCGGCAUGGACAUGGAGGUGACGGACUACGACGGUCGCACGGCGCUGCACAUCGCGGCGGCGGAGGGCCACGUUCAGGUGGUCCGGUUCCUUCUGGAGAAGUGUGGGGUACGGCAUGACCUGCAGGAUAGGUGGGGACAGGUACCGCUCGGCGAUGCUGUGCGCUUCGGACACAAGAAAACUGAGGAGAUACUACUCAAGGCUAAAGAAGAAUCUGGCUAGAUACUUACACAUCAUACCACACAGUUAACAUGGGUGUUUUCUCUGUUAAAUGUAA
Molecule: messenger RNA, 2008 nt
Organism: Branchiostoma floridae (Florida lancelet)
Lineage: Eukaryota; Metazoa; Chordata; Leptocardii; Amphioxiformes; Branchiostomatidae
Product: glutaminase kidney isoform, mitochondrial-like
Exons: 3
Coding region: 199-1953 (584 amino acids)
Biological process (GO): L-glutamine catabolic process
Molecular function (GO): glutaminase activity; protein binding
Source: RefSeq, a predicted model, not a curated record